Branchiostoma floridae (Florida lancelet) is the source of this 2470-nucleotide messenger RNA. RefSeq names its product latrophilin Cirl-like. The coding region runs from base 149 to 1126 and encodes 325 amino acids. Gene Ontology annotation, molecular function: carbohydrate binding. NCBI's taxonomy places the organism in Eukaryota, Metazoa, Chordata, Leptocardii, Amphioxiformes, Branchiostomatidae. The transcript has 9 exons. The record is from RefSeq and is a predicted model, not a curated record.
GUUUGAUUUAUAACUUGGUAUUGGAGGAGACUAUAAAUACCUGAAGUCUCCCACCCGGAGUGCAGUCUGCGGGAGAGACAAGGAAAGUGGGGUCUCCAGAUUGACGUAAGACUUCUCACCUGUUGAUACCGGCACGUAGACACCUAAGAUGGCCGUCCGACUCCUCCUGACCGUGUGGCUGGUGUUGCUGGUUGGACGCACGGCUUCAACUGAAGUAUUUGCAGAUGACGCCCUGUCUCCAGCAGAGGUGCCCCAGCAAACACGGGACAACAUCGAGGUAGACUCUAACAAAGUGGAACACCUGGUGGAGACACUCAAAGGUAUGAUUGAGGAAGGGGCCAGAGAUGCAGGACUUGAAGGGGGUGCUUCCGUGGAUGAACUUGAUGCCGACCCUCCUGCAGAAGUGAUGCAGGAACUGGAGGCAGAAGGGGACCGGGGGAUAGAUGAUCUGAUGGAAGAAGAAGAAAGGCAAGUGCCUGAUGAGGACCUUGGUGGGGAGACUUUGAUGGGUGGAGUCACUGAAGAACUGGAGGAAGCACGACAUGUGGCAGGGGGACGGAGGUUUGCCCGAGUUUGCGAACACCAGACAUUGACCAUCAGUUGUCCUGCUGGACGACAGAUCCGCAUCUUGUCCGCCCUGUACGGCCGGACGUCACAGGACUUCUGCCCCCACAGCCAAAUCCGCACCACCAGCUGCCGCAGUGAGAACAGCAUGGCUCAGGUCAGGGCCAGCUGCCAAGGGCAGUCCAGCUGCUCUGUGGCAGCCUCCAACAGCGUGUUCGAGGAUCCUUGUGUGGGAACAUUCAAGUACCUGGAGGUCAGGUAUGCAUGCACUGGCCGACCAACAACAGGCUGUGGUGGCUGGACCCGCUGGUACGACCGUGACAACCCGUCUGCCACAGGAGACUGGGAGACUCUCACCAACAUCCGUGAGGAGAACCCCGGGCAGAUCUGCGCCGCGCCCUCCGGCAUCCAGGCCCGCGUCAAAGGCUCCAACACCCCCGCCUCACAGACCGGGCGCCAGUUCCUCCACUUCAACCCGGGGGUCGGGUUCGUGUGCAGGAACGGCGACCAGAGCGGCAACAAACGCUGCCUGGACUACGAAGUACGCUUCUGGUGCCCGUAGUCAGCACAUGAUUCACCACUCAUCACCUUGCUGUUAGUAACGAAAACAUCUGUCUUCGAUAGCACAACAGAAGUGGUUUGAGUUUGUGUGUGUACUGUAGUUCCUGUGAUGGUUGUAUCAUGAUAUGAGUCUUGUUGAUGUCAUUUUCUGAUGAUGAAAAUAUCAUUUAAUGAUGCAGUCUUCAUAGACCCAAGCAUUCCAAAAUAAACUGAUGAAUUCAGAAAAAUUGUGGUUGACCAGAUCAGUUGUUGUUUACACAGCUUGUCUAUGCAGCAGUGCUUCAGUAUUAUACAGCCCACUCUUUUGUUAGUAUAUCACAAUAUAUAUGCAAAGUCCUCAUAACAAGCACAAUAUAAUCACUUGAACAUUUGACAAGAUGUGGAGAACAAUUAGAUCCAAACACCCUGCAGAAAUCUCAAUUACUCCCAACACAACUAACUCCCAUCACCCUACCCUUUAAAACUCACCCUACCCUAGACUUAAACUAUGAAAGGUGUACUUUUUAUGCAAAUACAUGUGAUGUACCGAGACAUUUUCCAUACUCCCUAUCUAAGAUAAGGUAUGUUGUAAGAAGUACGGACACUGGAGAUAUACACACAAGAGCCUGUAUUAUUAGUCCAAAGCUAUCAUAGAGCAUGUACAUGUACCAAACCUGUAUACACACAUCCCAAUAUCAACUGAGCUGUUCCUAGUGGGCCAUUCCACUUACAGGGAGGGGUGGACUAAGAGAUGCUCUCUGGGCAUGGUGACAAAAAAGGAGACACAAAACUGGUGAAAAGUAGGCAUGGAGAUGAGGGUUUAUUUAUCAUGGGACUGGGCUGCAAUAAACCAUUGAUAGGGUGUGGGAUAUGGAACAAACAAAAAGGACUAAGGGAUAUCAAUACAAUAUCUUUAACACCACCCCCAAAAUUACUAUAUAAUGGCCCUCAGUGCCACUUACUUCUCUAAUAUCAAGCACAGAGGCACGUCUGAACAGUCCUCAUGGACUUAAGGUUCAUCUCCAAUGCUGAACUUUGACACCUAUCUGUACAACAUCACAGUAAUUGUACAUGAAACGGUAUAUAUUUGUCCACUACACAAAGGCCUUGGUAUUAGCUUGUUGCUACAACAAGAGUUUCCCUACCAUCAUCAGUUUGGUAUAGUGGCACCAGCAUACCAAGAAAGCUCAUCACUUUAGCUGGUAUCUCACGGACUGCACGCCAAUUUGCACCCAUUUUAAGAAUGCCUGACACGGUUCUGUGAGAUCCCUGCUUAUGCCAGAAACAUGUUACAAACUUGGGAUAUUUACACUGAAACUUCCUACCUAUCCCAGACUUACAAAACAGUUAGCAAAUUUGGUUACCU